Exserohilum turcica Et28A is the source of this 909-nucleotide messenger RNA. RefSeq lists its product as uncharacterized. The coding region runs from base 49 to 669 and encodes 206 amino acids. The transcript is spliced from 4 exons. Gene Ontology annotation, biological process: XMP salvage; GMP salvage; hypoxanthine metabolic process. Gene Ontology annotation, cellular component: cytoplasm. Gene Ontology annotation, molecular function: hypoxanthine phosphoribosyltransferase activity. NCBI's taxonomy places the organism in Eukaryota, Fungi, Ascomycota, Dothideomycetes, Pleosporales, Pleosporaceae. The record is from RefSeq and is a predicted model, not a curated record.
CCAAAUCCAGCCUCCCAAACAAAGCCCAAACCGCCACAAUCUGCAACAAUGGUUGAGAAAAUCUACGUCACAUACAACCAGGUCCACAAGCUCUGCCAGGAGGCAGCAGAGCAGAUCCUCAAUGACUUCCAGCCCAACCUCAUGAUUGCCAUUGGCGGUGGAGGUUACGUGCCCGCGCGCAUUCUCCGAUCGUUCCUCAAGAAGCCCGGCAGCCCCAACAUCCCCAUCCAAGCCAUCGGGCUCUCGCUGUACGAGCAGCUCGGCUCGGGCCCCGACGCCGACGUGGAGACGCCCGGCACAAAAGUCACGCGCACACAGUGGCUCGACCUGUCGUCGCUCGAAAUGGCCAACCUGAUUGGCAAGAACGUGCUCAUUGUCGACGAGGUAGACGACACGCGCACAACGCUCGAGUACGCCGUCCGCGAGCUGGAAAAAGACGUCGAAGCCGCCGUCGAGAAGCUCGGUCGCCAGGGCGAAAAGACAAACUUCUCCAUCUUUGUCCUGCACAACAAGGACAAGGCUAAGAAGGGCCAGCUGCCCCAGGACAUUCUCAAGGGCAGAUAUAUUGCCGCAAGGACUGUUGGCGAUGUCUGGAUCAACUACCCUUGGGAGGCUACCGACAUCGAUGAGCACGACCGCCAUUCCAAGGAGGCAGAGUCAAAGUCGUAGACAAACGCGGGCAGCCUCGUGAAAAUACUGCUUUUUCCGUCGAAAAACAAAGAUAUACAUAUAUACCCGGGCAUAAAGGCCAGACGGAAUGCAUGUGGAAAUGAAUGAACGAAGGACCCGAAAGAAGAGAACAUAUGUCGUGGUGCACCAAGAGACUGGGCGACGGGCAGCCAAAGCAGAACAUUCAACACACACACAUGAUCUUGCGAAUUUCUUUUUUUUUUGUAUUGUUGGUUGCGA